AUGAGUUCUCGUAGUUUUCGCUUGGAGACGAGGAGCCGAGCCAGAGAUGAGAUCAAGAGGAUCAUGCAGACGGUGGAGAAGGUCCGGAAGUGGGAGAAGAUCUGGAUAGAGACUGGCCUUUCCAACCAUCUCAAGGUCUACAAGUGGGUGCCAGUGAGAGAUGAUGGGAAGAAAGUGGAGGAGAAUGAACCGGAGCCUGGGAAGACAGGCGAGCAGACCAGAGGAAACAAAAAUGAUACUACGCUGCCAGAGAUCCUCCCUGGGCUGCCAGAGAUCCUCCCUGCCAAGGAUCUGGGGACUUCACUGGAGCCAGCCCAGCUAGCCUCGGGUCCGCCUGACCUUCUGCUGGAAUCUGAGACCAGCUCACAACCUCCUCCACCAUCCUCUGGUGGUCAAGGCAGUAAUAGCACACCAGAUGAAGUGCAAGAGAAAGUGGAUUUUGAGAAACGGAGGGAGAGACAGACGCUAAAGGACACUGGCAAACACACCGUAGAACAUGAAGACAGACCUCGAUCCCCUCAUCAGCAUUAAUUGUCCUCUCCUCACCAAAACCACACAUUCUUGUACCACUUCGAUCACUCGGCAUCAUCAAAACAUAUAUUAUUGAGGUCAUAAAAUAAUGAUUACAAAACUCGUGUUGCUCUAGAGGCCUGUAAAAUAAGGCCACUGAACUGAUGAUUGACACAACACACACUGACUGACGUACAAACACAAUGAUGUGAACACAAAAGAAUGUUUGGUAUGUGGGGUGUGGUUUGGGCGGAGUUAGUUCAAAUGUGAUGACAGCUUCAGGAGAUCUUCGCUGGAGCGAGACAGGGCAGUUGGGACGGAGGGAGAUCGACCAAUCGGGGUCUUCUUACGAAGCACCUUUGACAAGAUGUCCCAGAGGGUGGAAAAUGGAGGUCUCUUCCUGGAGUCAUGCUGCCAACAGUCCCAUACCAAGUCCUUGAUCCUCUUUGGUGCAUCUCGUAAUGGGAUGUCUUGACGGCGGCCCCGCCCCACCUGGUAUAUCACCAUGGUAAUGUCGAUAGGGAAGCCGGUGCUGUCGUGGGAGGGGCAAGGAUAACGCCGAGUCAGCAUCUCAUAGAACACAGUUC
This is a messenger RNA of Geodia barretti, 1097 nucleotides long. The record is from the annotation of a GenBank genome assembly. Lineage: Eukaryota; Metazoa; Porifera; Demospongiae; Tetractinellida; Geodiidae.